Melanotaenia boesemani (Boeseman's rainbowfish) is the source of this 1665-nucleotide messenger RNA. RefSeq lists its product as uncharacterized. Gene Ontology annotation, molecular function: glycine N-acyltransferase activity. Bases 130 to 948 code for a protein of 272 amino acids. Gene Ontology annotation, cellular component: mitochondrion. The record is from RefSeq and is a predicted model, not a curated record. The transcript is spliced from 5 exons. Lineage: Eukaryota; Metazoa; Chordata; Actinopteri; Atheriniformes; Melanotaeniidae.
UCCUGGCCUCUCUAGACCCGCCUCUGUUUUCACGCGACAACAACUCGUGUCGAAAGUGCGAAUCGAGAAAAAUCGACCGCAUUUAUCCCGAGCAACGUGUUUCCUUCAAAUCUCUCCCUGUAGUUUACUAUGGAACUGACCGGAGAUCAGCUAAAAAUCGCUGAGAUCGAACUGAGAAGAUACUUGCCUCGUUCACACCAGGUUUACGGUUUCUUGGUCAUCAGGAACAGGUUGAGAUCAGACCCCGUCAAGGUUUUAGUGGACAGAUGGCCAAAGUUCAAUGUAAUCGUCUGCAGACCACAGUGUAAACAGAAGUUUGAUCUCUUCAAAGAUACCCAGCUUUUUGCAAACGAUGAAACUAUACUAGAAGAAAUGAUGAGAAAUCCUUCUGUUAUUGACUGGAGCAAGUACUUUUGCAUUGGGACCAGUCUUCCCCACAUGGAAAUAGUCAAAGCAGUCGCUGCAGAAAAGAAUGUGCCCGUCACCAAACUGGCAGUAUGUCAUAUGAUGAUACUGGAGGAUGUAUCCAAGCUUCCCUCCAUAGACUGUUCAGGGAUCUCACUGAGCUCCCUGAAUGAAACACACCUUGGCUUGGUGAAUCAGACAUGGAAGUUUGCAAAGAACCAGGAGGCUACUGGAAUGAUCCGCAACAUGAUUACAAACUUCCCCUCCUGCUGUGUGCUGGAUGCUGAAGGAAAGCCGGUGUCCUGGAUCCUGACUUAUGCUUCCUGUGCCGUGGGAAUGCUGUACACUCUGCCAGAGCACAGAGGGAAAGGCUAUGCCAAAGUCCUGAUCAGCAGCAUGGCCAAGAGACUCCAGGCUCAAGGGUACCCAGUGUACUGCUUCAUAGAGGUAGAGAACAGGGUCUCCAAUCAACUAUUUAAAAGCAUGGGCUUCACUGAAGACCCCUCACACAGGGAAACAUGGUUUGGUUUCAAUGAUUUUUAAAUCCUUCAAUAGAGUGCAAAAUAAAAGUUCUCAAAUCUACUGCAGAGGUUCCUAAAGUAGUUUUUGUCAGAGUGCGAGUUCCUUCGUUUUGUAGCAAAUAAGAGAGCCAAAUAUAGAGAGAAAAGCAGAAAACUGGGUUAAAAAAGAAAAAAAAAAAGUCUUUGCUUUAGUAGCCUUGAGUGAAAAUAAUCAGGGUUUAAUGUCUUUGCAGCUCUUCAGGCAUCUCAUCUCUUUUCCGAAGAAGUGCUUGAUUUAUGACUGGAUCUGAAAUAAAGAAAAGAAAAUGAAUGUGAAUCAUGUGUAUAAACAGAUGGGUAGAAGUUAUUUAGAAACAACGAAUUAUGCGCUUCUCUGCUUCACACCAAUAACAGUUAAACAAUUCACAACAAAUCAUACUUUGGCUUUUAUCACAAGAGGAAAAGGUCUAUGUGACUGCAAGAAAGUACAUUGAGGCAUGGACGGAGAGCUUAACUCAAGAAGACAGCAAGUAUUUCAAUAGGAAAAUGAACUAAAGUGACACAUGUUUUUAUAUCUAAAGCAAAGACAUCUGUAAAUAGGUUUGGAAGUUGCAGGCAACCGUUUUCUUCCUCAGGAGAAUAUUCUUGAAGCAUGUGAUGAGAUGUCAGCUAACAUAGUCCAUUGGGAAAUGAAGCAAACAGGGAAGUUACAGAUGCAUUACAGCGAACAAAAACAAAAGCAAGUUAAGAAUUCAGAGUU